Messenger RNA from Cimex lectularius (bed bug), 2703 nucleotides. RefSeq lists its product as uncharacterized. Bases 236 to 1948 code for a protein of 570 amino acids. Lineage: Eukaryota; Metazoa; Arthropoda; Insecta; Hemiptera; Cimicidae. The record is from RefSeq and is a predicted model, not a curated record. The transcript has 11 exons. Gene Ontology annotation, cellular component: nucleus.
UAAUCGACAUUACUUAUUGGAGAACGUGAACGAAUCCCAUCCAACAGCCUCAAGAAACCUCCCUCGUCGAUUAUUUUAUAUUUACAAAUUACAUUUUCUUCCUGUAGAAGUUGUCUCGAGGAUUGAAUCUGCGUUUUUUCAGGAUGGAUCAGUCACGAAAUCGGCUCAGGGCCCGAUUGUGAGAGGCUUUUAUGGGAUUCUUUUAUGCGAGAUCCUUUCCCAGGAUCGAAAGAGAAUGCAGGAAGACAGGGUGAGGGGGUUCCUCGGGGACUUGGGCAAGUCGACGAUGCGGGGGAUCAGGAGGUGCCCCAAGUGUGGCACUUUCAACGGCACCAGAGGGCUCAGUUGCAAGAACAAGUCCUGCAACGCCGUUUUCAAGGAAGCCGGGAUCAAGAAGAAGACCCUGGAUGUCGUCAAGCUCCAGACGGGCACAUCCACUCAGAUUUUUUCAGUACGAGUUUGGGACAAAGGGCCUGACUAUCGUGGUUUCGUCCAAUUACCACAAGCAGAACAGAAUAUUGUGUCUGCGCUUUGCUUUGUGGACUCCUGCCAACGUCUGUUCAACAUGAAUAUUCUCAAAUGCCACGAGCGGCAAGCUAUGCAGGUCACACACUGUUCGCACGUACAGCUGGCUAUGCGGUGUUGUAACAAUGCACAAAUCCUUAGAAUAGAAAAUGAAGCCAUACAAUCCCCUAGUAUACCAGCAGAAAUGAAAGAGAGUAUUUAUGAAUUAGCUAAUGAAAUGCCUGGGCCACUUGUUCAGAGGAUUUCAAAAAAUACAAUGGCUGUAAAAUGUAAGGUGACAACAAAACACCCCCUGGGUUAUCUUCAUGUUACAUUUUUUAUAUGCAACAAAUCUAAAGAAAGUCAAUAUGUUUGCCAUUGUACACCUUUAAAAAGUCCUGGUAAGAGUAAUGUUGAUAAACCUUGUGUACAUUAUUUCGCAUGUAUAGCUGCAUUUUUGAGCGAUGAAAAGUAUACAGAAGAAUUUUCUGCUUAUAUAGUAAGGGAAAAACCGAUUGAGACUUUUACAAUUGAAAUAAGCCAUGAAGGAGGUGAAGUUGACGAACGCAAUCCGUUGGUGACAAUUUUAGGCAAUACAAUCAAUCAAGACGAUUGUGAAGAGGUGAAAGAUUUAUUACUUCCUGAUAUCGCCCAGGAUUUAGAAAGGUUGACAUCUGUUGAUGUGGGACAAGAUUUUGAAAGUCUUGAUCAACAUACACUUGAAUCUAUGAUCAAAGUAGGAGAUGAGAAAAAAUCCAAGCCAUCAAGAAAAAGAAGAAGUAUUCAUAAAACAGCACCACUCAAGAAGAGAAACAGGAAAGGUUUACCCAAGGAAAUGCUAAUAGAAGUAGAGCACAUAGAUGAGAGUAAAGUGAGUUUGAGUUUCUUGGAAUGGCUUGCAUCAGUGACGGAACGGAUAAAUCAGACAAUGCAUUACCAGUUUAGUGGAAAACCUGAGCCUUUGGUGUUCCAUGCUCCACAUGAAUUUUUUGAGUGUUUGAUUUCACGAUUUGUCUCGACAUCUAUCAAUUCCAAGCGUAAAAGGCUGCCAAAUUUUGUGACUACAUUCACCAGGAAGAAUGCCACUCCAUUAGGAACAUUUCACAAUUAUACCUGGCAUAUAACAAACAUGCUGCAUGCCAAAGCAAUGUUUGACACUCCUCUGAUGUCACUCAACAGCCAAAGAACGUUUGUUCAGAAUUCUGCUGGCUCAUAUGACGAGCUAAAUCAAAAGGACAUUGUCGAAGGCUUACCGAGGAUGGAAGGCCAGUCAGCCAUAAGACCUACUGAGUAUAAGACUUUUUUAAAAAUUGGUAAUAUGUCUCCCGAUCAAAGUGAACCCUCGAUACUUUCCAUCGAUUGGACACCCAACGUACUUCCACUUUCGAAAAUAGGGGAAUUAAAAAUAACUCUAGAAUAUGGACACUCCAAACACCCCCCUUAACUAAAUCUCUCUAAACUAAAAGUUUGAGUUUUUAUCGACCUGACAGAAUCACAUUAGAAUUAGAGGUAUCUUCUUCAUAAGGUCUUUGUGAUGAAGCAGACUUUUUAUGGGUUCACCAAGCUUUCGCGAUUUAUAUUGCAUUCUCAGAGCCUAUUUAUUGAAAAAUAAAUAUGUUAACAGAGUCUUCAUAUCUCACUGUAACUCUGUUAAUGUAUGUAUUUUUCAAUAAUUAGGCCGUGAGGAUGGCAUUAUAAAAGCUGAAAGCUUGGUGGUCCCAAAAAAGAAUAAUUCAUCACAAAGUCCUUAUGAAGAUACCUCAAAAAAUUCUAAUGAAAUCUCUCAUAGCAUCAAUGGUUAUUUUAUUUUUUGAUUGUCCUGCUCCGUGUAAACCAAGGAUUGAGUCAUUAUAAUUGUUCAGGAAAGUUAGAAGGAAUAAAACAACAUUUAAUAUAUUCUUUAACAUUGAUUUAAUUGGGAUUUGUAUUAUUUUAAUGCGGUAUUUUUUGGUCUGUUUAUUGAGAGAUUAUCCACUGAUAGAAUUCAAAACUCAAUUACAAUUAUUAACAGACUAGUUAAUGUGUGAGCUUCUUAGUCUUAAAUAAUGUUCCUUUCAUCUCCUUGAUUGAUACCUAAUUAUUUUUUGUUCUUUUGUUGGUUUGUUUUUAGUUUAACAAUGUGUUAUGUAAUUGAUAAAAAUGUAAAUUAUUUUAAGUUUAAAUAUAUUCAUUGAUAGUAAUUGUUGAUUAUGAAAAAUA